This is a messenger RNA of Oncorhynchus nerka (sockeye salmon), 1316 nucleotides long. RefSeq names its product putative nuclease HARBI1. The transcript has 3 exons. The coding region runs from base 404 to 949 and encodes 181 amino acids. Lineage: Eukaryota; Metazoa; Chordata; Actinopteri; Salmoniformes; Salmonidae. The record is from RefSeq and is a predicted model, not a curated record.
CUAGCCUAUAUGAAGGCCCAAAAUUGUGUGUUCCUUUCUGCUCUGACAAUGGCAUGCCCAUUCGUGCGAGAUGUGGUGGAUGAAGAAGCACUUGUGCUGAGGAGAGCCUUCAGGCGAGAAAGGGUCUUCAGGGACCGGUUGGACCCACUGGCCUUCCCUGAUGACCAUCUAUAUGAAAGAUACAGGUUUUCUGCAGAUGGCAUCAGGUAUCUAUGCAGACUACUGGGUCCCAGGAUUAAGCACCGCACUGCACGGAGCCAUGCACUGAGUGUGGAGCAAAUGGUUUGUGUGGCCUUGCGCUUUUUGCUAGUGGAGCCUUCCUGUACUCAGUGGGGGAUGCUGAACAAGGCCACAAUUUGCCGCACAAUAAGGAGUGUGUGUCUGGCUAUCAAAGCAUUAGCAGAUGUCUUCAUCUCCUUCCCUGGCCACAGAAGACUCUGUGACAUCAAAGAGGAGUUCUAUAGGAUUGCAGAUGGUCUGCAAUGCUGACUGUGUGAUCAGCAAUGUUGUGGCAAAAUGGCCUGGCUCAGUCCAUGACUCCAGAAUCUUUCGGGCCUCUGAAAUCUAUCAGUGCCUAUCACAAGGUGAAUUCUCUGGUGUGUUGCUGGGAGACAGGGGGUAUGGCUGCCAGCCUUUUCUCCUGACACCUUUCACAGACCCCCAGGAAGCACAGCAGGCCUAUGCCCAUGCCAGGACCAGGGCCAGAGUUGAAAUGACCUUUGGCCUCCUGAAGGCACGCUUUCACUGCCUUCACAAAUUAAGGGUCAGCCCUGUUAGGGCAUGUGAUAUUACUGUGGCUUGUGCUGUCCUCCACAAUGUGGCCUGCCUGAGGAAGGAGAGGGCCCCCAGAGUGCCACCAGCCAUGGACUGGGACAAUCCGGUAAUCUUCCCUGAUGACGACAGUGGUCGGCUGCUGAGGGACCAAUAUGUGUUGAAUUAUUUUAGUUAGUAUGUGUGCUUUCAAUUUUGGUUAAAUAUGUCCUGCGGUGGCAGAGGAAUUUGGGUUUUUUGAUGAAUUUGGCCUCUUAUGAUGUUUGUGCGGUAUACUGUGUGUAAUACAAGGCUGCAGGGAGGCUACUGCAUCCAUUCAUUUGUCUGUUCAGUUGAUGUGUAUGGAUUUGUCCUGCAUUUAUUUUAGUGUGCAGACAUGCAGGGUGUGUUAUAUACAGACCUUUGAAUGUGUAUGUAUCAUUUUGUAUAAUAUGCUUGGAUUCUGUGCUUUCCAUCUUGUAGAGUCACUGUGACUUCAGUUUCGAAAGGAGCUGAUGGUUUACCUGCUUUGUUUUGUCCUUAUUCAAUAAAGGAACAUAAUGUUA